Molecule: messenger RNA, 1953 nt
Organism: Marchantia polymorpha subsp. ruderalis
Lineage: Eukaryota; Viridiplantae; Streptophyta; Marchantiopsida; Marchantiales; Marchantiaceae
Source: the annotation of a GenBank genome assembly
AUGUCAUGUCAGCAUUUGUUUGGCUUUGGGGUCGGAGGGAUAUCUCUUCAUCCUGGUCCCGCCGUGUCUGUCGUUCGUUCAAUCGCUCGCUCGCUCGCAAGCUCUGUGUUGAGAGCUUGCGUGCGUGCUCACGCGAAGGCCUUCGAGUUUCUCGAGGAAGUGCUUGUUGGUUCGUUUCAUUUUCUGUUUCCCACAUGCUUUGAGAAGGGAGGAAUUUGAGGCGGAGAGCCACACGGAGAGAAUGUCGUCGUCUAUUCUGACACCUUCUCUGCGUGUGGUUCGACAGCGCACUGGAAAUGCUACCUCCCAGUUGAAUUGUGCUUCUUACAGGACGUCACAAGCUUAUAAUCCCAGCAGUCAGUUUCUGGGAUCUACCAAAAUUGUGAGCUUAAGGUUGAGUUCAAGCUGGUGGAGGUGUCCGUCGAAGUCGAGGAGCCGCAGGGAUGGACAUUUCGUGCGAGUCAAUGCUGUCAGUAGUGAUCAGUUGGGAGAACCUGAGCCGAGGUCGUCAGAAGCAGGAAUUAGCGGUGAGUCGGGUGCCCCGAAGGUAUCACUAGGGAAGCAGAUAGGGAAUUUCAAGGAUGCGUUUUGGAGAUUCUUGAGGCCCCAUACCAUUCGUGGGACGUGUAUUGGAGCGUCAGCCCUGGUGGCUAAAGCGUUGCUAGAAAAUCCUCAAUUAAUAAAUUGGGUUCUUCUGCCGAAAGCCCUGAGAGGACUUCUUGCUCUUCUGUGUGGGAAUGGUUACAUUGUAGGAAUUAAUCAAAUUUAUGACGUGGGAAUCGAUAAAGUGAACAAGCCCUUCCUGCCCGUAGCUGCCGGAGAUUUAUCUGUCACUUCCGCCUGGGUCUUAGUUCUGGGAUUGGCUGCCCUGGGCGUUGGCUUAGUUUCCACCAAUUUUGGUCCUCUGAUUACUGGUUUAUACUCCUUUGGUCUCUUUCUAGGAGCUAUAUACUCUGUUCCUCCUCUUCGUCUCAAAAGAUUCGCUGUACCAGCAUUUCUCAUUAUUGCUACGGUAAGAGGAUUUCUACUCAAUUUUGGCGUUUAUUAUGCGACCAGGGCAGCCCUUGGCUUGAAUUUCCAGUGGAGCCCCUCCAUAGUUUUCAUCACCUGUUUUGUUACCCUCUUCGCCACUGUGAUUGCCAUCACUAAAGAUCUGCCUGAUGUGGAGGGUGACAAAAAAUUCAACAUUUCCACAUUUGCAACCAGAAUGGGAGUGCAGAAAAUUUCCUUUUUGGGUUCAGGUCUGCUCUUGAUGAACUACGUGGGAGCCAUAGGAGCCGCAAUUUUAAUGCCAGAUGCAUUCAACACAAGGGUGAUGGUUACGGCUCACGCAUGCUUAGGGGUGGCUUUGGUGUACCAGACAUGGCUACUGGAUUCUGCCAAGUACUCGAAGGAGGCUAUAGCGGGAUUUUAUCGGUUCAUUUGGAAUUUGUUCUACACACAGUAUGCUCUGUUGCCAUUCCUUUGAUUUGUACAGUAACGGCAAAUAUAGUACAAUCCUCCGCGGGGCCUGAAGCAAAGUGGAGGUGAGCUCAAUGUCUUUCUUCUACUUACAGGUCUUCUAAGGGUUUAGACCUUCGUAGUAGUUGAGUAGCUCAGGGUACGUACGCGGCUCUUUUGUUUGCCAAGUUAAGUUUUUACUGGUAGCUGGAGAAAUGUCCAGCUCUCAGUAAAAACGUUUUCAGGGAUACGUUUAGAAUAUCAUCAACGUAUCUCUGAAUCGUAGCAGGCCCUUGUUCUUACUGAGUUUAUUUUCUGGUAGUUUCAAGUAGAUAAAGUUGCAAAUGCACCACAUUGUGCUUUGGAGCAUGCAAAUGAUGUAAUUUAUGUGCCUAGUCAUGAUUCUAGGGGUCACAGUUGUAUCUGUCCUCCAUUCUGCUUGAUAGCAGGUCUGUAUUCCCUAUCAAUCAUGGGUGCUUGAAGCCUGUUGUUGAGGCUUUUAGCUUCUUUUCC